GUAGUUUGUGUUGAGGAGUCGUUCUGAGUAGAAGCAUUUGCGGGAGGACGAUCUGUGACCAGUGGAGUUCGGUUGGACGUUGUUUCUUUUGCCCAUAGUGCUGCGCUGGUGGAUUUGCACUAGUAAGGACUUUGCCAAAGGCUGCGCUAUAUUUUGACAGUUGUGCGCUUUGCGAGGUGAUUAAUGAUUGAAAUAUCGUGGCCUACUGUGUCGAUCAGUGCAAGACGAGACUAUUCGCGACGGGGAGUGUCUUGGUAGAGCAAUCGCAUCUUAUCAGUGGCCAGUGGCGUUGAUAAGAGACCCUGCUUCAAUGAAUUGCACCCGUAGCAAGAAGAAGUGAUUCUGUUGAUGUGCUGCGUGAACCUUUUUGUUUGAGCCUUUCAAAAAACUGAACAACGAGUGAUUCGACCACGAAGGAAAGUGUACACAAGUGUCGUGGACGAGAGUGAAUGUAUCGAAUUUCGCGGAGGCGACACUUUUGAUUUGAGUUGCGUCUGUUUCGGUGCAGCUGUAUUAUAAAAUAAAAUUUAUUUUGAAUUAGUCGUUUUUUUUUCGUUGCUAUCGUCCAAUGGAGUUCAGCCUCAAUGUAAAGUAAGAGAAGAAACACGCGAAGGCUGAUACCGAGAAAAACAGUCGAGUCGUUGUUACGAGGGACGAUCGCGACCAACCGAUGACGGACGGGUGAAGUGAAGAAGUCACAUGAAGACAAACUCGCGAGCCGGGUGUGAUACACAAGUUGAGAAAAGAAAAAAAUCAAGCUGAGCAGGCGAAGCAUAGGGAAGGUAAACGACGAUAAGAAGACGGAAGAAGAGGAAGUAAAGGGCGAAGCAGUUUUGAUUCAUUCAUAAAAAUCUUACUCGCGCUUUUUAUUUUGUUGCAUUUACAUUUAUAUGCGCGCACACGUUGAUGAUUGAAUGUAGCGAAGUCUCUGUCGACGGCCGGGGUGGCUAAAGUGCGGCAAAGGAAGAGAGCAUUGUGUGUUUAUUAUUCCGCGGCGUUGAGUGCGCGGUGUGGCGGUGCUUAGACCGAGUCGCGUGUAGUAGUGCGCAACUGCAACAACAACAACAACGACGGCGACCGCACGCGUUUUUUUGCCAUCAUCGAAGAAGGCGUAUAUGUAUGACGCGGCCAAGAGUGCUGUGCGACCAAAAAACGUAGUAGGCGAGAAGAGUGCGCGAAUGAGAGAGCGUUUAUAAAAUUAGAAUUGUAUUUGCCUAACUCGGCGGGUUUGCAAUUUUCGUAAGGCGGAUGAAGUGGAGGAGAAUUGCAACCAGAUGAGAAUGAUGGUCACGAUCACGUAUGGGAGCGGCUGAAGAUGAUGGUGCGGUAAUUGUGCAAUGAAAUUAAUACGUUACAGGUGAAGAGUGUACUGCGCAUGCAAUUACUAGUGUAAACAUUGGGAGGUAGAUCAAGAGUGUAGAAGUAUCGUUUUUUCACACUCGUAACGCUAAUUCAAAGUGGAUCGCAAUAGUGCCGAGUCGCAGCCAACAAGAGGAUAGCGCAUCGGGAGCCGCUUCGAACAGCGAGCAGCCGAACUCUUCUGGGCGUACGCGCAAGCAAUGGAAUUGGAGGCGUACGAAGCACUAGCGGACUACUCGCUCCAGGAGGCUCCCUUCUACGAGGCACCGCUCAAAGUGGGCCCAACACAGCCGCUGAUAACGGCUCAGCCUCUUCAACAGACACCACGCCUGCCGCACCAGCAGCACUCAACGAUCUCCCUUUCGUCCAUCCGAUCGGCCCUGUUCGGCACGUCGGGUGGCUCGAUGGCUGCUUCCUCACUGAUGCUCAACGGCACCGGCAGUUCGGUCGGCGUGGGAGGCGGUAAAUUGAUGCAACACCUCGGCAACUCCGCUGGUGCCGCUGUGCCGCGGUUUCAACAACCGCCCGCCCUGGUGCCUUCUUCCCUCGGGGGAGGGCUGAUGAAAACGAAGAAGAACUUCAAGAAGUCUGUCAGCUUCUUGCCGACGAUUGUUCAGAGCCGCGACGGCGAACCACACCACUUACAGUUGAAACAGGAACCGCUGGACGAUGGACCGCACGGAACGCGGAACAUCCAGAAGGUGCCGAGUCUGUCGGAUCUGAGCGAUCCGGAAGCGUCACUAGAUGUGCCGACGCAGAUACCCCCGUUGACGCCGGGUACGAACAAGAAGUUGACCGAAGUCCUGUACGCCUCGUUUGCCUCCUGGGAGAAGGUGGUGCAGUCCUGCCGAAUCACCAAAGAUCCACGACAAUGGACACCGGAGCAUGUGAUCAUUUGGCUGAACUGGUCAAUUACGGAGUUCUCGCUGGAGAGCGUCAACAAGGAGCCGUUCCUCAAAAUGAGCGGUCGGGACAUCAUCGGUUUGGGGCGCGAAGGCUUUCUGGCCAUUGCGCCGCCAUUCACCGGUGACAUCUUGUGGGAACAUCUGGAAAUUCUGCAGAAAGAUUGCGAGAAAGCCCUGCUGGACAGUGGCGGCGGCGGUGGUGGUGGCGGCAUUUCGUUGACGUCCGCCACCAGUGUCCUCUACGGUGGCACUGGCGGCGGCGGCGGUGGUGACAGUGGCUCGACGGGAGGGGCCAGCAGUGGCGUCAGCGAACUCAGCGAGUACAACAGUGCCCUCCAGCGGUUGAGCAGUCAACAGCACCAGCAGGAGCAACAGUUUAGAGGCAACAGUGCGACGUCAAUUAGUGGCGGUAAUGGCGGCGGCAGCAGUGCUGCCAGCAAUUCCAAUAAUAGCAGUGGUUACACAUCCCUCCACGAUCGUAGCAAUAGUUCGCCACCUCCGCUGAUCCAAUCCUCCAGCCACUCCGGUAGCGGUGGCGGUGUAGGAGGGGGAGGAAGUAGUGGCGGUGGCGGCGGAGGCAGCAACAACAACAGCAGCAGCACCAACUCAACCUCCUCUAGUGGUAAUAGUAGUAGCAAUAGUAACAAUUCCGCCAAUAUGUCAUCCUACUUAUCAUCGAUGGCGGCGGCCGCCGUGAGGAACGCCAACAGCGGCAGCAGCAACAAUAACAACAACAGUAGCAACAGUGCAAAUAGUUCCAACUAUCCUAGCAGCAAUAGUGCGAAUACCCCUUCCACGACUUCGUCCAGUCACCCGCAGAUGAAGCAAGAGCACGAACCGAACAGUUUUAUCAACAUCGACGAGUUGCCGAACUUCGGCGUCGUUCCGGGCCACUACGACGACCAGGACCAGUAUCACUCGCUACCGCAGCAGGAAGCCCAAACGCCCUCCCACGGUUACCUGGACAACAGUCCGGAGUUCUACUCGGCGAUCCAAAUGGAACAGAAGUACAUGGCCCCGCACUACAAAAGUGGUCCCUACACGAGUCGGAGUAAUCGGUACCACCAACCGCACCCGCACAGUGGCGGCGGAGUCGGAGCGGGUCCUGGCGCGGGCGCCGGAUCGCAAAACAGUCACCACCCCCAUCAUCACCAGCACCACCAUCCGCACCACGACGGGUACCACGAGUACAGUUCACCGUACGACACGCCACCGUUCCAGACCGUACCGAGCAAUACGACGUCACCUCAGGGUAGCAACAACGACGGCACCGGGCUCGGCGGGCACAUGGAUCCCUGGAGUCAACUGCACCACCCCGGACAACACCCGGGCCACCCGGGAGGACAUCCGUCGUUGUUGGACUUCCAGCAUCCGGCCUACAUGGGUACUACGAUGGGCUUCGAUAAGACCAUGCUCGGAAGCUACGGCACCCAGGGUGGAGCGCCCUGUUUCACCGGUUCCGGACCUAUUCAGCUGUGGCAGUUUCUACUCGAACUGCUCACCGAUAAGACCUGCCAAAACUUCAUCUCCUGGACCGGCGACGAGUGGGAGUUUAAGCUGACCGAUCCCGAUGAGGUGGCUCGUCGGUGGGGCGUCCGGAAAAACAAGCCAAAAAUGAACUACGAGAAACUCAGCAGAGGGCUCCGGUACUACUACGAUAAGAAUAUUAUCCACAAAACCGCUGGCAAGCGUUACGUUUAUCGUUUUGUAUGUGAUCUUCAAACUCUGUUAGGAUACUCAGCCAAGCAGGUGCACGAAAUGGUUGACCUCAAGCCGGACAAAAAAGAUGACGAGUGAAAUCCCCAAAUCCCCUCAGAAACCUCCCACUAGAAGCCUAGUAGCAGCCCAGUGUACGCUCCUUGCUCAAAGAAACCCCACGGGAGAGUCAGCAAUCCGGCGCUUCCUUUACGAGAUACUUCACCAUGUUAUUUAUGUGUGAAAUGUGCUUCCAUCGAUCAGCAGAAAACACACGGAAACUAAUGUGUUACCCCCUUCUAAUCUUUAAACAAAACAAAAAUCUGUGUUUCGUUCCCCAAAACAAAAAAAAAACAAAAUCAAAGAUCGUACUUUUACAAUCGACCAAAAAUACCAAACAAAAAACAUCAUCGUUGGAACAUCCUAACCAAUCAAAGUAGGCAGAGACCAGGCGGCUGUGAAGCAGCACACGUGUUCGUGCCUUAUGAACCAGAGCUGUCAGUCAGGCAAAGUUGAGUUCGUGCAACAAGUCACGCAGAGAAGCAAAACAAUCAGAAGCCAAGAAAUCGUACUCUCGAGAUGGUGACGAUCGGUCGCGAACUGUUAGGGAGGUAAGCGAAACUUAAGUCUACUUAAACACACAGAAAACACGCGUAAAAAUAGACAAAAAAAAGUCCCCAAAUAAAAACGCAAACAAAUUGCGAGGAAAAAAGUUUCGAUUUCAAUACACGCAGACACAAACAUAGCAAAAACCAAGCAAAAAGUCGCAAAAAGAUGCUCUGAAGCACGCCAGAGCCGAGACGAAGCAGAAAACAAAUUUUAUUUUAUUUUUCCCUUGUAGUUAACGUAAAAUUAUUUGUGAAGCUUUUGUGAUAAGUUUUUUUUUCUUUAUUUCUAUUUUUAGUAGACAUACUUGCUUUUAUAUAUGUAUGUAUAAUUAUUACACCUUAGAUUACUCGAUAGCAAAAAUGAAAUUCGAAGAAGAGAUGCGGUCUCCGCUUCGUUCAAAGAGAGGAAAAUAAUCCGACGAUGGGUAGGAGAAUGAGCAGUAUAUAAACAAAUCAAAGUGGAUGUUCUUCGUAA
Molecule: messenger RNA, 5042 nt
Organism: Armigeres subalbatus
Lineage: Eukaryota; Metazoa; Arthropoda; Insecta; Diptera; Culicidae
Gene: pnt
Product: ETS-like protein pointed
Exons: 10
Coding region: 1560-4061 (833 amino acids)
Biological process (GO): regulation of transcription by RNA polymerase II; cell differentiation
Cellular component (GO): nucleus
Molecular function (GO): DNA-binding transcription factor activity, RNA polymerase II-specific; sequence-specific DNA binding
Source: RefSeq, a predicted model, not a curated record